Messenger RNA from Closterium sp. NIES-65, 1038 nucleotides. Lineage: Eukaryota; Viridiplantae; Streptophyta; Zygnematophyceae; Desmidiales; Closteriaceae. The record is from the annotation of a GenBank genome assembly.
AUGUUUCAAGGGUUACUUUUUCAUGAGCACAGGCUUACCAAUCCUGAUGUCACCUUCCCAUUUCUCACGCUUUUGAUAUCAGGUGCAGUGGGGCUGACGAAUCCUGAUGUCACCUUUCCAUUCCUCACGCUUUUGAUAUCAGGCGGGCACAACCUUUUGUUAUUGUCACAUGGGGUGGGGCAGUACACUCAGCUGGGAACCACGCUAGACGACGCCAUGGGUGAGGCGUUUGACAAGACAGCACGUCUGCUAGGUCUGGACUUGUCGGGGCCGGGAGGCGGAGGGGCAGCAGUUGAAGCGCUGGCAAAGGAAGGAAACCGAGAGAAGUUCAAGUUCACUGUGCCUCUAGCGCGUGUCAAGAGCUGCGACUUUUCCUUCUCGGGACUUAAAGCCAACGUGGCUCGCUGCAUACAGAAGGAGGCCCCGGCAGCUCAAACCAUCCCUAUUGCCGAAGCAACGCCGGAGGACUGGCAGUUACGAGCCGACAUUGCUGCCUCUUUCCAGGAGGUGGCAGUGUUGCAUCUGCAGUCGCGGGUGCAGAGAGCCAUUCAGGUGGCGAGGGAAUCAGCUCCUGCGAUUGACACACUGGUGAUGGCAGGAGGAGUGGCGUCUAAUCAAGUCGUCCGCACGCGGAUUGCAGCUGUCUGCGAGCAGGCAGGAGUGAGGCUGGUGUGCCCUCCGCCCCGCCUCUGCACUGAUAAUGGGGUCAUGGUGGCAUGGGCGGGAUAUGAGCGGUUCAGACUGGGAAUCAUGGAGCCUCCGCCUGCUGUAGAGGAAUCGGAUGAUGACGCUUAUGUGGAGCUCAGACCGCGCUGGCCACUGGCAGACCCGCCAUUCUCCCUCCCCCUCACACUCAGUCAGUCAUCCUCUUUCCUCUUGUCCCCCACUCCCAUCCCAUCCAUACCCCAUCAGGUGGAGUUCAGACCGCGCUGGCCACUUGCAGACCCGCCAUUCUCCCUCCCCCUCACACUCAGUCAGUCAUCCUCUUUCCUCUUGUCCCCCACUCCCACCCCAUCCAAACACCAUCAGUCCUCUUAA